ACUCGGUACAUAAGUGUCUGUGAAGGGGUGACGUCAGAGGUGGAGAUGUCAUGGCGUUGUCGGAGCUGAGACUGGAGCUUGCCAUCUAGUUAAAGGUUGUCGUCGAUGCGUUCAACGAAAUGGAGAAGAAUGCAAACCCUCAUCGAGACGCGGGAGGAAGUGUCCUGUGCACCGCUAUCCCCGCAGAACCCGCGGACAUCAAAACAGUGGGCGGAAUGAAAGAUGUCUGCGAGAAGAGAGAGACUCUGACUACUUGUGCAAGUGCUAGCGGUGCUAAUGCUACACCCUGCACACAGACAUCAGAUGCUACUGAGACCGUGAGCAAAAGCGGACAGCCGAACGUUUUACCACAGACGCCGUCGCCCGGUGCAGCGGAUCAGCUGAGUAACGGGAUGGGACACGAACCGUCGAUGACCGCUGCUGGGAAUAAAGAGGGUGGCAUCUCAAAGUUAGUAAACAGCCCCACGGGAGAGCAACCCGACGCCAAGAAUGUGCAGGCGGACGGUUUGGAUGGAGGGGCGCAAAAAGCGACGGAGCUGGCCAAGUCUGCUUAUUUGUGUGCGGACAAAUUAAAAUCUGCGAGCUCGAAUUCAAACGAUCACAUCGUUUCCGAGGGUCCUCCGAGCGGGAGUGAGCCCAGCAUCGCGGGAGAGUCCCGCAGCUUUGAUUCACUGGAGUCCUUCUCCAAUCUGAACUCCUGCCCGAGCUCAGACCUCAUCAGCGAAGGGCUGGAGGACAAGGGACUGGCUUUGGCAAUUGAAUACGGGGCUGAUGGAACGAAAAUCCCCUGUCCGAAAGACAGGGUGACCGGUCAGUCGUUGUACCACAUCAAGUGGAUCAAGUGGAAGGAGGAGAACACGCCUAUCAUCACACAGAACGAGAACGGCCCGUGUCCGCUGCUGGCUAUUAUGAAUGUCCUGCUAUUGUCAUGGAAGGUCAAGCUGCCACCAAUGAUGGAGAUAAUAACAGCAGAGCAGCUGAUGGAAUAUCUAGGAGACUAUAUCCUUGACGCAAAGCCAAAAGAGAUCUCGGAGGCUCAGCGGCUGAACUAUGAACAGAAUAUGAGUGAUGCUAUGGCAGUGCUGCAUAAACUGCAGACAGGUCUGGAUGUAAACGUUAAGUUCACAGGUGUGCGGGUAUUCGAAUACACACCCGAGUGCAUUGUCUUUGACCUGCUGGAUAUCCCACUCUACCAUGGAUGGCUGGUUGACCCACAGAUGGCUGAUAUAGUCAAGGCAGUGGGAAACUGCAGCUAUAACCAGUUGGUAGAGAAGAUAAUCAGCUGUAAACAGUCAGACAACAGCGAGCUGGCUGGGGAAGGUUUUGUGGCAGAGCAGUUUCUGAACAGCACAGCGACUCAGCUAACAUACCACGGCCUGUGUGAGCUCACUUCUACUGUAGAAGAGGGAGAACUGUGUGUCUUCUUCAGGAACAAUCACUUCAGCACCAUGACCAAAUUUAAGGCCCAGCUGUACCUGCUGGUGACGGAUCAGGGGUUUCUCACUGAGGAGAAGGUGGUCUGGGAAAGUCUGCAUAAUGUCGACGGAGAUGGAAACUUCUGCGACUCAGAGUUUCAUCUGAGGCCACCCUCUGACCCGGAAACUGUGUACCGUGGUCAGCAAGACCAGAUCGAUCAGGACUACUUGAUGGCGCUGUCUCUGCAGCAGGAACAGCAGGCCUCAGACCUGGGUUGGGAACAGAUCCCAGAAGGCAUCAGUGAUCUAGAGCUGGCCAAGAAGCUGCAGGAGGAGGAGGACCGCAGAGCUUCACAGUACUAUCAGGAGCAGGAACAGGCACAGGCAGCAGCGGCGGCGGCUGCGCAGGCACAGGGACAACAACCAGCAGUGGAUGCCGACCAGGUGGAUAAAGUAGCAGCUGCUGGAGCCUCAGCGGGGGGAGCCAUGGCUUCUCCAAGCCCUGGAAAACAGCCUUUAACGGGGGAACGCAAACCCAAGAAGGAAGCCAAGGACAAAGACAAAUGCAUCUUGUUGUAACAGCACUGGCCUCUACGUGGAGUUUGAAAUGGGCAGCAGUUUAAUUCCAGUGGCUCUGCAAUGCAUCUCCCAGCCUGAGGUGGAGAAAGAUUAGACGACAGAGAUGAAGUGUGAUAGACGGAGAGGACUUGCCAUUCUCAAGCCACUUGUGCCUGACUUUAACCCUCAGAGUUCUGAAGAUGCAGACAAGAAGAGAGGGGUGUCACUACAAGGACUAUCACUACAUCUUUCGUAGAGCUGGCCAAAUGUUCUCAGCAGGAAAACCACUUCAGUGCACUACUUUGUGUGGGUUCACCAGGAAGUUUUUUUGUUGUUGUUUUUAGUAAAACAAGGUAAUGCACACAUAGCAGUAGUCAAAAAGACCCCCCCCCCAUGGCACUACUUUUUUUCAUUAUACAAAGCGUUUUCUUUUUUGUGAAUUUCCGUUAUUUGCUGUUGUUUAUAAGCUAUUUUCUACCAGGUUGCCCCUACAUAUGCAUAUGUAAAUUUGUUGUAUUGGUCAGUUUCUUUUAUUUAACUGAAGGAUACCUGAGAUCUUUUAAUGAAUGGCCGUUCACAUGAAAAGGUAGCAAGCCAAGAAGUCAUUUGGCAAAGGUUAUGUCUCAGGACAUGAUGUAGGCCAUCAUAGUUCUUUGCCUGGCAGUUUGAUGCCAAAUUUUUCAUUGUUGAUAUUGUAGGAGAAGUGACCUCAAUUUAAGACGGUGAGAUCUUGAUGAAACAAAUGCUUUUAAAAAGGGUUUCCUUAUUAGGCAGUAUAAAAUCCAGUUUGUUAUUUAAAUGUGUCUACAAAAGAAUGUUUGCAAAUAGGACAUUAACUGUUAAUAUCAGUGAACAACUGACACUACCAUUAAUGUAAAUAGCUUUAAAAUAUCAAGAUCAGUAGAUUAUAUUAAAUUCAUGGUCAACUUUUACCUUUAAAAGUUUGGUUCAUAUUUGACUUAUAAAAUGAUUAGGAUCGUUACCAUGAAAUUUGGCAUUGCUCCGUGAACUACAGUGUUAAUUGCCCAAAAAAACGAAUGGUUCUUGUAAAGAAAUCUUAUCUUUGUUCAUAAUGGUUUGUUUUCCGCAAAUGAAAUCGGUUUUUACAAAGGGCCGAUGUUGAUAUUGAAAUAUGAAGAGCAGGUUGGCCAGUUCUUGAAAGUAAUAGCAAGAGGAAAUUUAGCACUUCUGUUAAUCGGGCAAGCUACACUGUUAUCGCCCUAUGGUGAUAGUCUGAAAAUGGACACUGGCCGAAUAGACGAGCUGACCGAUAUAUCGGCUUAUCACUAGGUCUAGCUGUAAUUUUCACACUCUUUCAUGUACAUUGUACAUACUCAUAUAUGCUAUAUGGAUGUAAGGUAGGAAAUGAUUACUUAAGCCCAUUCUGUUCCAGUGCUGCCUACUAAGAGACAAGGUCUUUUCUAUCCAAACAUUCCAGCUAAAUGCCUUGAACUGAGCAGUGUACUGAGGUUUAGGCUCAGGGAAACGCUAAAGUUGGGCUAUUUUACCUGUUGUUCUGCUCUCACAAUGCAAGAAUGAACAACUCCUGCAUGUAGAUGAGCUUUAAGAUGGUGAAGUCAUCAGUUUUCCUGGUGGUUGACGUUACAUGCGAGCACAGAAGAUGCCGUUUAUGCUAGUCAUGGGCUGGAGCUGUUCAUUUGACAUUUGGUCCCUCAGUUGCCAAUACUCUCUGUAUAUAAAAAGCCUUACAAUAUUUACAGUAUCUUUUAUACUGACAAAAAUAGGAGAGACAAGACUGAGACAAUCUGUAGACCUUACCAUAGACGGAAAACCGCACAGGCCUUCACAGAAGGAACAUAUCCAUGAGUGUCUUGCAAACAGUUUGAUGUGUGUUAGCUUACUUGGUAACAGAUAUAGAUUCAAAUUGUGUUAAAUCUGAAACACAGGGUUUUAUUUAAAAUAGGCCACUUUGUUAAGGCUAGUUUGCACCAGAAAAAGACAGUUGCGACACUCUUAUAGACUCCCAUUGGAAGCAGGGAAUGUGGAAGUUCCAAACAUAAUAUUUCCAGCGCUAAACCCCAUGCAUUUCAGUGUGUACCAAGCACAUUCACUGGUAAUUUGAUUAAAGGACUGCAUUUUGUGACUGAGUUAGUUUAUGUUCUUCGUUAGAUAUUAACAAGUUAAAUUCUAAUGUAGUCUACGCUAUAGAAGGAACCCCUCCCCUGGCAACUAUCGGUUCCACCUAAACACAUUAAAACAGAUUCUUAGCGCCAGUAACUACAUGAACCAUAUGAUUACAUUGCGGUGAGAUCAAAGGUGUCGCAACCCCUUUCAAUGGCUCUAACUGGUUCACAUUGAAGUAGAGCCAUGUUUAAUUUUUAAAGCGUUCCAUAAAACAAUAGGUUACUGUCAUAACACCGGUUCUCUAAAACAUUGAGUGGAGAGAUCAACCUAUGGGAAGGACAUCCGCCCCUAACCUCUGCAGAAACAUCCAGUUGUACCAAGUCUGGCUAGACAGACAGAAGCGCGCAGCCAAUGCCAGGUAAGGUACCACCCCCUUACCUGAGAGCAUACAUGGGCUGCACGCAUCACUAAUCUCCAAUAAGUAUAUUCAGUUCUUGUGCGGCAAGUGGGGCAAAGCUGGUGGAUCUCUCCACUCAAUGUUUCAGAGAACCGGGGUUACAACAGUAACCUAUUGUUCCCUUUCAUCAUUUUGUGUUUGAGAUCCACCUAUGGGAGAGACAUGGACAGGUCCCUGAUCGCAGCGUACGUGAACAUGAUGCCCCUGCAGGUGAGGCAGAAAAUAAUUCAGAACUUUCCAUAUGGUCAAAAGCUCUAAAUAAUUUGUGCGCGCUGAACGUAGUCUGCUCGGCCACAAACCCUGCAGUUUGAGAUAUGUGUGAUAUCGCACUGUCGCUCCCUGCCUGAAGUGUAAGAGGAAAUUAAUUUGUUAGAGAAUGCGUUCUUGUGAGAGAUGUGUGCUUAUUGUACUAAACUCAGUUCAAGCCCCAGAAAAAUAACUUUGAGCUGGAGUGAAAUUGCUCUUGUUUACCUUCACCUUCACUGUGAUGUGAGCAAGCACACAGGCCAUGUUCUGCAUCACUCUCUUUUGAGAAUUGGCUAAAAUCAGCCAAUCAUCUAUAUAUGUCAGGAUUUUGAGCUCCGCUAUUCUUAGUGGCUCCAAACCCGCCUCUGCACACAGACAAACACAAAACACAGGGAUUGAGUGCGAGCCCAAAUGACUGUGAAUUUGUAACAUAUGCCUUGGUAGGCGAAACUAAGAAACUUCCUGUGUGGAGGAUAAAUGCUCAUGUGGAAAAAAGGCAUCUUUCAGAUCAAUCCAUGUGAACCAAUCAUUUUGUUUUAUUGCACAAGAGAAAACGUUGUGGGUUAAAAUUCAAAAAUGUUAUUUCCUUUUAUUUUAUUUUAUUUCCAUGUCCAUGUUAAACCACUGCGGGUUGGCACCCGAAUGAGGAAAAAGGGGCCCUCAGGUUGAGAACUUUCUCUUCUUGUACAAUGGAGAAGAACUACUCUAACUUGUGUCCAAUGGGCUGGUCGCCCAACUGCAAAUGGUUAAACUGGUACUGAAAAGCCCCUGGAGCUGAACAUCAGGUAGGCCACUUUCUGUUGCCAUCUGAAGACGUAGAGUUGAUGGGCUUCUUAGCUGCAGCUGCAGCGUAAGAUGUCUUACCCCAGGGCUUCACUGGCUGUUUCAGCUGCUGGCUAGGUGGCCUGUUGCAAGCCUUGGGUUUGGCGGUGUUAUGAUAUGCCCGUCCUGUGGCAAAGAUUUGAGGGGGCUGAGCUGGGGGCUUCUGCGGAGUAUAGCUUUCCUAGGCAUCACAGCUUAAACACCCCAUUAUCAUCACACCGUUGUUGCAUGACAGCAACAGCAGAGCCUAAAAGAACCUGGCCAGGUUCCACCGGAGCACCAGGUAUUCGUCUUUUCUCGCUGCUGGGCAGACCAGAGAGAUUUAGCCAGAGGCCUCGUUCCCCCACAACGGACAGGGACAUUCGCAGGACCAGAUCAUUCAUUGUCACAAUCUCCUGCCACAGCGUAGGGUGAUGGUGAGCCCUUCUCCAAAUGUUUGCUCCUAUCCUCCAAUAGCUCCGCCUUGUAGAGGAGAGGGAAACAUUAAGUGCUUGUACAGAGAGAGCAGACACCUUGUACAAGGCCUGGAAGACAGAAGCUGGAAAAGGUGCAUCUUUUUAGGGAGGACUGGCAUCGGGGGUGCCAUUAGACCUCCCUGAAAGGGGUUAGGAUGUCUUGCAAUCAAUGGUGGGAGGGUAUCCCAUACAACACGCUGACAUAUCCUUAACUUCAAGACCCGCGAAGCCAUGCUUCACAUCGAGUUUAAGGAAGUCCCCUUGGUGGAGCGAGGCAAUGGCUGAAGUUUUCCAGUAGUGGAAGCGCUUCUUCCGCAUGCUUUAACCCCGUGCACACAAUUCAGAAAGGAUGGGUAUACUUGCGGUGAUGAAGGAACUGCAGGCGGCAGGGCAUGCAUGUGACUGCAAGCUCGAAAGGGUAACCAGGAGCGGAUAGUUUUGUAUUUUCCACUGGAGAUGUGAAAGCGCAAACACAGGUGGGCAGCCUGUGGAAAAUCGAGGUAGCGAGCAUGAGUGGCUUGCAACCAAGAAAAAGAAAUCGCAACAAAACUAACGUUCUAUCAUGCCUGGCGGAAGCUGAUCAGGAAUAGAUAUUCCUCCUGUUGACUGUAGUGAAGUCAGCAAAACUGCCCAGCAGAGAGGCCGCGGGAAGCUAAUAAUAACUGGAGAUUAGUGAUGCGUGCAGCCCAUAUGCUCUCAGGAGUGGGGCCUUACCUGGCAUUGGCUGCGCGCUUCGGGGUGUCUUGCCAGACUUGGUGCAAUUGGAUGCUUCUGCAGAGUUCAUGGGCGGAUGCCCUUACCAUAGUUCGAUCUCGAACACAAGAUGAUUAAAGAGAAUUCUUAAUGCCACUUGUAAACUGGACAUUUUCUGAGGGCUCUGUUCUUCAUGUAAUGUUAGACAAAAAAAAAAUCAAUGAAAAUUACACAUUCUAGAACUUUUGUAUAAUGCGUGCAAUUUUAAAAUAACUUAAGCCUAUCACUCAUAGCCUGAUUUUCAUCCCUGUUAAAUUAAAUUCAAUCUGACUGUCUAUAGUCCAGUGGUUCCCAAUCCUUGUCCUGGAGAACCCCCAUAACUGCACAUUGUAGAUGUCUUCCUAUUCAAACACACCUGUUCAACUUAUCAGCUCAUAACAGUGAAGAAUCCAAGACAGGGGUGUUGAACUCAAUUCCUGGAGUGCCGGAGCCCUGCAGAGUUUUGUUCCAACCCUGCUCCAACACACAUACAAUGUAGUUUUCAAAUUUGCCUGAAGGACUUGAUUAAUUGGUUCGGGGUGGUUAAUUAGGAUUGAAUCUAAACUCUGCAGGGCACCAGACCUCCGGGAGUUGAGUUUGACACCCCUGCUCCAAGACCUCAAAAUGUGUGCGUCAGAUAAGAGAGACACCAAAGACGUGCAGUGUUGGGGGUUCUCCAUGGACCAGGAUUGGGAACAACUGGUCCACACCAACAGAUUAAAACCAUGUGCUGCAUUUCUGUCAUCUGCUGCUUUAAACGCUCAAGCUUUUUAAAGUUUUCAUUGUUUAUCAUCUGAAAAAAAAAAACAUCUGUCUGAAAGUAUUCCAAUGAUAUUUCAUCAUUUGUGAAAUACCCUAUAUAAUUAAGAUCGCUUAGGAAAACUUUAUAGUUAUCCUUUAUAUGAACAGCCCUUUAAACUUUAUAGUUCUAACUACCAUUUCAACCCCAAUUGGGCUUUUAAGAGAAAUAGUAUAUAUUUUAAGUUGUUCUUGCCCGAGAUUAAUUAGUUGUCAUCUUAAUAGUGUUAAACCAGAAAGUGCAAAACGGUACGUUUUAGUCUGUAUUUGUCAUGUUCUUAUCAUUCCUGAAGGUACACUAUAAUGUUAUGGUUUCAUACUACACAAACUAGGUAUAGAUUCACUUUCAUAAAUAUCAGUAAUCUUCUUUCACCUCUGCAACUGGUGUUAAACUGUAGGAAGCACAAGCUUGUCAGUAUAGAGUUGGGAGAGAAAUGCUUUGAAGGGUUUCUACUGAGAUUGGUGGGGUGAAAUUGGAUAUAAGAUAAAAUCAUCCAUCUUCAUCAAACUUGGGAAAACAGACUUUUCAUUCUGUAAACAAGCUAACACUUAUGUUCUGAUUCAAACACUUCCUCAACUGAUACACUUGCAGGUAAGGUUAAAUAUGGGCAUUCCAAGGUGUUUUUGAUCAGUGUCAUGUCUGAUAAAGGAGUGAUUAAGGACAAUGUGCAACAGACUUCUCCAGCACACACAACAUGUACCCGCUGUGCAUUAGCUUGUUAUUUGUAUUGAUUGCCAAUAACGUUUUUCUUCUGUAAUGUGCUUCAGCUUUAACCAUUUGCUUCGAAAGUGAUCUUAUUAACUGCAGAUGUGUAAAUUGUCACAAGAAUGUGUUACUGGUAUACAUACUUAUAUGUCAUAUUUAUAGAAAGGAUUUGUGGGUUCAAUCUCCAUGAAGAAAAUAGGAAGUCCAUUUUAAAGAGUAAAUAGAUGGGAAAUGGCUUGAAACUGUUUAAUAUAUUUAACUAAUGCUAUUUUUAACCUUAAAAGUAAUAUCACUAAAUGUUCGAAGGCCUUGUCUGCUUAGUUGGCCAUUGGUGUGCGGCACCCACUGAAGCUCCAUUAUAGGUCCUAGACCAUUUUAGUUCUUUAUGCACUGUUACAUGGAAUGCACUAGAUGAGAAAUAUACCUCUUUUUAUACAAAAUUACAGCCGAACCGGAUUCAUAAAAUCAUUUUUUGCAAUAAGGCUUGUACUUUUGGAGCUUAAAGAACUGAAUACAAAUACCUUUCUAAUGGUUGAUUUCCACCCUAAAUGCUGCCAUUUAGAUGCUGUGUUCCUUGCCCUUCCAGAUGUACAUGAAAUGUUUGCAAGAUUUCUCAUGCAUAUAAUUUGAUGUUUUCAUAUCUUAGUGCCAUCAAGCGAUAUGGGAUUGAAAGCAAAAAAGUUGAUCCAUGAUGACAGGGCAUUACAGAGGGUGAUGAUAUUAAUUUCAACUGAUAUUGAAAUGCCACACAUGCUUUCUGUCAAUAAUGGGAAAGGGAAAGUUUUCUCCUGGUGCGUUUAUCUUGUCAAUUUUACUGGGUCAGUCCAUAAUGGAAAUGCCGUUGUGAUGCAUGUUUAACAGCUGAAUACAACAUGUACUUCGAAAUCAUUUUAUGAAACAGUCCCAUUACAAUUUCUAUUUUAUAUCCUUUAUAUGUGUAUAUUUACACAAAACAUUUUAACUUAGCAAACAGAAGAAAAAAAUCUGGAUACUUAGAAGGGUCAACCUUUUGUUGCGUGUAAGGUUUAUUAAUGACCAAAAAACAUUUAUGUAGCCCAAUAGUGUCAAAAGUAGAUGGACAACUUUUCUGUAAUAAAUGCCUUAGACAAGGGACGAUAUGUCUGAAUAAAGGAAAUCUGGUUCGUGA
Molecule: messenger RNA, 9421 nt
Organism: Carassius gibelio (silver crucian carp)
Lineage: Eukaryota; Metazoa; Chordata; Actinopteri; Cypriniformes; Cyprinidae
Product: ubiquitin carboxyl-terminal hydrolase MINDY-2
Exons: 9
Coding region: 120-1994 (624 amino acids)
Biological process (GO): protein K48-linked deubiquitination
Cellular component (GO): cytosol; cell periphery
Molecular function (GO): K48-linked deubiquitinase activity; cysteine-type carboxypeptidase activity; cysteine-type deubiquitinase activity
Source: RefSeq, a predicted model, not a curated record